Penicillium soppii is the source of this 1293-nucleotide messenger RNA. RefSeq names its product protein-arginine N5-methyltransferase (gene rmt2). Gene Ontology annotation, biological process: peptidyl-arginine methylation. Bases 1 to 1293 code for a protein of 430 amino acids. The transcript has a single exon. NCBI's taxonomy places the organism in Eukaryota, Fungi, Ascomycota, Eurotiomycetes, Eurotiales, Aspergillaceae. Gene Ontology annotation, molecular function: protein arginine N5-methyltransferase activity. The record is from RefSeq and is a predicted model, not a curated record. Gene Ontology annotation, cellular component: cytoplasm; nucleus.
AUGCCUGAAAUCACCGACGAUACCCCAGUACACCUUGCUGAGGUCGAUGUCGACCUUGAUGUGCAAGAGAUUCUCCUUGCCUCAUCACAGCACGACAUCACCAAGCUGCGCCGUCUACUUCGUACCCAAUCUUCUUUGCCAGACGCAGCAAACGUAAAAGAUACCGAAUCCGGCUUCUCGCCUCUACACGCCGCAAUCGCCGCCUGCGAACCCGACACAGAGACCAAGGAGACACAGAAUGGCACAAACGGCGCAGUACCAUCAGACUCAAACCCAAAGGAAUUGGACACCGAAACUCUACAAUCAGCAGUAGAGACAGUCAAGUUCCUUCUGCAGGAGGGCGCCAUUUGGAAUGACCUUGACGUGAACAACGAAACGCCCGGAUGUCUCGCUCGCCGCAUUGGCGCCCUUGAGCUGUACGAUUUGAUGGUGGACGCGGGUGUGCGCGCAGAGCUAUUGCUGAACCGUUUGGACGCCUACGAAGAGCUAUCCGAUAGUGACUCCGAGGAAGAGGAUAAGGAGGGCGAAACCGCAACCGCAACCGCAACUGAAACUGACCCCGAAACCGCACCCGAACUCGUCGAUGCAUCCGCUGAAAUCGCAGCAGCACCCUCGGCCACACCCGCCAACCCGGAAGUAAGCAACCCGCAGUACCUGGAGUCGCAUCUAAAUAUCCAGAACGACCGAAUUCUCGAUGCAGACCAGAACGGCGUGAUGAUGGCAUGGGAAAGCGAUAUCAUGCGCAAGUCUGCGAAAGCACUUCUUCCCACGCCGGGUCUGAGGGUGCUGAACAUCGGGCACGGAAUGGGUAUUGUGGACGGUUUUUUCCAGGAGCAGCAGCCGGCGGCUCACCACAUUAUCGAAGCUCACGAUGACGUCGUUGCAGAAAUGAAGCGACGUGGAUGGGACAGCAAGCCUGGCGUUGUAAUUCACCAGGGACGUUGGCAGGAUGUUCUCCCUGGUCUUGUGGCUGAGGGAGUCAUGUUCGAUGCUAUCUACCACGACACAUUUGCUGAAUCCUAUGGCGAUUUCCGCGAGUUCUUCUCUGAACAGGUUAUUGGCUUGUUGGAGCAGGAGGGUCGUUGGGGGUUCUUCAAUGGUAUGGGUGCUGAUCGCCAAAUCUCCUAUGAUGUCUACCAGAAAGUUGCGGAGAUGGAUCUCUUUGAGGCUGGAUUUGACGUGCAGUGGGAGGAAAUCGCUGUGCCCAAGCUGGAGGGCGAAUGGGAGGGCGUGCGUCGGGCCUAUUGGGUUGUGGAUGAUUACAGAUUGCCGUUAUGCAAAUUCAUGGAUUAA